This is a messenger RNA of Cynocephalus volans (Philippine flying lemur), 10326 nucleotides long. RefSeq names its product KIAA1671 ortholog. The transcript has 11 exons. The record is from RefSeq and is a predicted model, not a curated record. Bases 1 to 5463 code for a protein of 1820 amino acids. NCBI's taxonomy places the organism in Eukaryota, Metazoa, Chordata, Mammalia, Dermoptera, Cynocephalidae.
AUGGCGACGCGGGUCGAGGUCGGCUCCAUAACGACCCUGACAGCAGUACCAAGCCUGGGUGAUCUCGACAAAGAGGAGACCCUGAAGCGGACCUACUUCCGCCAGGCUGGCGAUGUCCCCUCAGCCCGGAUCUUGGAAGGAAAAAGCCCCCUGAGGAGCCCGGCCCGCUUACUUCCCCUGCCAAGACUUGCCCCCAAACCCUUCUCCAAAGAGCAGGCCCCAGACGUGAAAUCCCCUGUCUCGUCUUUUCGGCCCAGUCCAACCAGGCUGUGUCCUUCCAGUGGGCUCUCCGGUGAGGUGACAGCAAAGGAUCUGGACGAGAGAAUGCCUGGUUUGGUGGAGCAGGAGGCGGGUAGUGGGGAGGGCCCGAGGAGAAGCGCGUCCUUGUUCAACAGGGCAGCGUUUCUGCGGCCCGGCCCCAGCACCAUGGUUCUCUUUGAAACCACCAAAACUGGCCCCACUCUGGGGAAGGGGGUCAGCGAGGGGGCUCAGGAGGCCAACACAGGUGUAUCUCAGGAGCUUCCUGCAGCCUCCCAGCCUGAGGUGGCCACCAAGCCUGCCCUGCCCGCCCGAAAGCCCGCGGGGACCCUUCCCCGAGCAGCCUCCUUGUCACAGGACACAAGGCCAGCCACAACCCAAGAGGAGAUAGGCCAAGACCAGCCCCUCUCAAAGGCCAGCAGCAUGGAGGAUACGGCAGGCCCCACUCCAGAGCCCAGGCCGCGCCUGAAGAGAAGGCCUGUGUCAGCUAUCUUCAUCGAAUCCAUUCAGCCUCAGAAGCCGGUCCCUGCUGGAACGGUUGUGGUGGGGAAAGUGCCCCCCACCCCUCCAGAGAAGACAUGGGUGAGGAAGCCCAGGCCUUUGUCCAUGGACCUCACGGCUCGGUUUGAGAGCAAAGAGGCCUUGCUGAGGAGGGUGGCUGAUGAGGGAAAUAGGGUAUCGGCAGGCCCCACUGCCCAGCGUCGGGGGCCAGAGAGCUCCAACCCGGAGCCCAAGGUGGACAGGGAGUGUUUGGUCAAGGCAGAGGCUUCUUUUCAUGACCCAGAUUCAGACUUCCUGGAUGUGGCCAAGAAAAUCCGUGAACGGAAGGAGAAGAUGCUUUUUAAGCAGGCAGAGGCAGGCAGCCCCAGAUCCCCAGGGGGCUCAGCCAGGGUCACCCCCAGAGAUGAUCAGGGUCCUUGGGAAGAGAAAGCCAAGCUGGACCGGGAGCCAGAGAAGGCACCAGAGUCCCCUUCACCCAGGUCGGGAAGAGGCCUAGAACUUGCUGAGGUCAAGAACAGAGGGGCUGAUAGGGAAGCCCCGGCAGGGGGACAGUGGACUUCCAGAGGGAGCGUCAAGAAGCGCAUCAGCCUGUUUGGGGAGGACAGCCUGUUGGCCUUGGCAGCAGAGACUGAACCCCCGCUGGCCACCCCUGAGUGCCCACUGGCAGUGCCAGAGUCCGAGAAAGGGGGCAUGAGUGUCCAGGAGCGGAUCAAAGGCUGGGCUGCUGAGAGCUCCGAGGCAAAGCCAGAGAUCAGGAGGAGCGUGAUCCAGGCUCGGCCACUAUCGGUGGAUUUGACUAAACUGUUUUCAAGUUCAGCUUCAAGCAAUGAAUUCAAAUAUGAGAGGAGUCCAGAGCUGAGCAGCGAGCUUCCCAAGGAACCAAGAGAAAAGCAAAAGGAUGGUGUGUCUGCCCCAAGAAGCCCCUGGAAGCCUGGGUCACUCCGGGAAAAGUCUAGGCAGAUGGAACGGAAAGACAGCUCUAACCAAGACCCCAACCAAUGUCGGGAUGAGAGCUCAGUGCAGACUCCGUGCUCUUCUGAUGUCACUCCAGAAGAUGAUGGAAGCUUCCAGACCGUGUGGGCCACGGUAUUUGAGCAUCGCGUGGAGAGACACACUGUGGCUGACCAGUCGGAGUGUCGUCUCUCAGCCACACCCCCUGGUGAUGUGGCCUAUGCUCGUGUCUCAGAGCCUAGACCCAGGACUGAGAAAGGCUUUUGGCCAGGGAAGGACCCACCAGAAAUGACAAACCUCAAGAAAGAGAACUCCAGGUGGUCUGAAAGUCCUGAGAUAGAGAAAUUGGGACGAGCUGCCCCUUUGAACAGUGAGCCCAGACAGCUUCACACUCCCCUCCCGGAAAAAUGCCCUUUGGGUGAAAAACGUAGUGCUAACCCCUUCCUCAAGCACUUGGACAUUCGUCCCACAUCCCGGAGGAUUGAGCCCAAGUCUGACAUUGUGCACACAGUGGGGAAGCGUGUGCACAGUGAGGCCAUCUCGACAGCGCCGGAGGAAACAGCGGUCACGCUCCAGAGUGGCAGGUCUCGGCUUUCACUGAAGGGGAGGCAGCUGUCCCAGGAGGUCACCCCUGCUGACCGGGAGUGCAAUCUGGAAGGUCAGGUGGGAUCCGUCCAAAGGGCCAGUUUGAUUUGGGAAGCUCGAGGGACGCAUGAGGCCAGUGGGUCAAAGCCUGACUUUCAAGAACCAAAGGAUGUAUUUGGGGGCAAUUGCCCAUCACCCAAAUGGACAGGUGGGGCAGUGGUGAACUGGCAUAAGGCCACCAUGGUGGCCAGCGAAGAGCCAUGUGCUCCUGAGGCUACCUCUGUGAGGGUCAUCAAGGCUGCUGUUUGGGAGGCCCAGAACGAAGGGCCUGAGGGGGCUGAGAAGAAGCCAGGAGGCUGUAUUGCAGCAGAAGCAAGGGGUCCACCCUGGGGAUGCCCCCUGGGCCCUCCUACUAGAGCUACAGAUGAGCCCUCUGAACCCCGAGCACGAGCACAUCCUGAUGCCUUUUUUGUGCAGAAAGGCUCCCCCUUUGUGGCUGCCAGCAUGCGUGAUCCAAGGCCAGCCCAGGUGCCGGAGCCUGAAGUCAAAAUGCGGAAAGCCAGUCCCAUGGACCAGAGGAUGGACAGAUGGAGGCGGCGGACUUUACCCCAUGAUGUGAAAUUUGACACAUUCAGCUUUCUCACCCCAGAAAACUCUUCUAAGGUGGAGCAGAGACAAACAGAUUAUACCCCCACAGCUGGUGCCUUAAAAAAUUCUCAACGAUCCCACAAUAGGGUGGAGAUGCAGGAGGUGAACUCACGUGCUUCACAGGACCAGACUUCCUCCAACGUGAAGCAAGGGUCAUGUGCGGAACCCAAGGUGACGUUUUUUGCAGUAACCUAUCAGAUUCCUGAUAUCCAAAAGGCAAAGAGCGUUGUUAAGUUGGGGCCUGAAAACUUGCUGGAACAUUCUAGAAAAACAGCUCUGCCUGCAUCUCCUCAUUCUUUAACAUCAGCUCUGAACCAUGAAGAGUCACUGGAGACUGUAGGCAGUAAAAACUGGUCUAAGGAAAGAGAGCAUGAAAAUGUAAGCAUUUCAAAAAAUCUGAAACCGACAGACUGUCCAUCAUCUGCUGGGGACAAGAUUCUGGACCCUUCUAGUGAAAGAAACAUUGACGUGGAUGCUUUAUGGAUUCAUCGGGCAUCAGAAGAUGGCACUGGUUCUCAGAACGACUGGAAGGAAAGUGGGAGCAAGAUGUCUCCCAGCAGCAGCAAUCCCCAAACCACCCCAACUUUGAAAAGUCGUCCAAAAGAUCAUGUCAGGAGGAGGACCGAUAUACUCAGUGACACAUUCCCAGGUAAAAUCAAAGACAGCUAUAGAUCCAGUGUUCUCGACAUCGAUGCUCUGAUGGCAGAAUACAGGGAACAGUCGACCAGAGUCCCUGGAGAGGCUCAGGAGCAGAAGGGGAGUCCAACUGUGGAGCCCAGCAGCUCAGCUCAGGAGAGGCCAGGCCAGCGAGGCGGGGUGGAAUGGAGGAGGAAAAGCCUAAGAGAGGUGCCCAAAGCAGAGAGUCUCCGGAAACGAGCCAGUUAUGCCGAAACAAGCCACAGUUCUCCUCCUGGCUCAGGCAAGCAGCCAACAGAGACAACGGGGGCAGCCACGAACACCAAAGCUAGCCCUCCUUUGUGGGCUGCACCACACUUAGCUCCUUCUGAAAAAUAUCCAGGGGCCUCUUCUGUCCCUACAGGGCCUAGGAAAAAAGUCUUGGGAAUUGCCGAGGAUGAAAAAAAGGCCUUUGCAAGUAAACAUCAUGGUGCAAAGUGUCAGAAUUACAUGGCUGAGUUGAAGCCCACUGGUCAAGAGGAUCUGGACAGUGGGGCCAGAGUGUCACCCAAAUCGCCCCCCACUGACUGGAAGAAAGGGACCUCAAGGAAAUUCAUCGGGUGCGGAGAGGAAGACAGUGUUGCCCAGUGGAGCGACUACCCACAUGACUGUGGACGGUCACUGCUGGAUGUCAAAAGGGCCUGUUCAGAGAAGGGCCCUCCUGCCAAAAUCCAAGAGGGCCUGUCCAUCAUGCAGGAAGCCAGAGAGAGGAGGCGAGAGCAGCCCAAAGGGAGGGCCAGUCUCCCUGGGGAGAGUUCUGAGGCCAAAACGGGGCCCUGUCGGUGGGAGUCAGGGGCUCGAGACAGUCACAAGGUGCCACUGCGGGACCUGGAGAAAGAGGAUGCCCUCCAGGAUAAUGAAAAACUGCUCCGGCAGGUGUCGCCUGUGGCUUUGGGCCCCCGGAGGAGCCACAGCUUCUGCAAGGACAAGAGGAGCGGGCACUUUGUGGACCAGCUGAAGCAGUGUUUUUCCAGGCGCCCCCCUGAGGCCAAGGACACUGACACUCUUGUGCAUGAAGCCGACAGUCAGUAUGGGACGUGGACAGACCAGCACCAGAGCAGAGAGAGCCUGGCCCCUGAGUCCCCGUCUCCAGACAGCAGUGCCACGUCGGCACGGAAACAGCCCCCCAGCAGUUGCUUGUCUUCUCUGUCCUCCCAAACGGAACCCACCUCGACUGGGGACCAGUACGACUUCUCCAGGGACCAGCGGAGCACCAGUGUAGACCGCUCCAGCACUGACCUGGAAUCCACAGAUGGGACGGAGGGUCCACCCCCACCAGAGGCCUGCCCUGCAAAGAGAGUGGACGACUUCUCCUUCAUUGAUCAAACCUCAGUCCUCGACUCAAGUGCCCUCAAGACCCGGGUGCAGCUCAGCAAGAGAAGUCGCCGCCGGGCUCCCAUCUCCCACUCCCUCCGGCGCAGCCGAGUUAGCGAGUCAGAAAGCAGGUCUCCUUUGGAGGAGGAGACUGACAGCACGUGGAUGUUCAAGGACUCAACAGAAGAGAAAUCACCCAGGAGGGAAGAGUCAGAUGAGGAGGAGAAGCCAUCCAGGACUGAGAGGACACCUGUCAGCCAUCCUCAGAGGAUGCCCGUGUUUCCAGGAAUGGAUCCAGCAGUGCUAAAGGCUCAGCUGCACAAAAGGCCAGAGGUGGACAGUUCCGGCGAGACCCCCAGCUGGGCCCCCCAGCCCAAGACCCCCAAAUCCCCCUUCCAGCCUGGGGUGCUGGGCAGUCGUGUGCUCCCCUCCAGCAUAGAAAAGGACGAGAGGUCAGAAGAGCUUUCUCCCCAAUGGCUAAAGGAGCUGAAAUCCAAGAAGAGGCAAAGCCUGUAUGAGAAUCAAGCUUGACCAGACAGGGGACACCGCCACGUCUAAUUAACAGAAGCCUUAACUGUCAGAACCUGCAGACGAGACCAAGCUGCCACCGUUCUUCUGUACGACGCUUACGUGCCUGGGCCCUUCCCGUCCGCUGGAGACCGCUGCCCGGCGCCCCGCUCUCGGCGGGCUCUCCUGGGUCUGGGUGGGAAGGCCCAUCCUCCACAAGCACCUGCUCGUCUCCCCAGACAGCGCUUCAGGCUGAGAAAGAAGUCAGACUGUCCAAGAAUUCUGGUGGUUUUGCUUUUUAUGUAAAAACUUUGCCUUUCUGUCCACUGUAGACACCUUCAGCAGUUCCAGGGACGUCAACACGAGGCUGGACUGUCUCUCUCGGUUCUGAAAAAUACCUGAAUCGUUAAAGCCCCUCUUCGCCCACCCCAGGGCAGGUCUUUUUUGGAAGGACGGUUCCAAGGAAGAUCAAACCAUUCAUUUCCUGCUGUAAUCCCUGUCUGAGGAAUUACCACCGAGUUGAGGUUUUUGAUUGCUUUUGCUGGAGAGUUCCUUCUUCCCCUCAAGGAAUCAGAAAUUCCAAUUUUUAAACAUACUCUCCCUGAUUAUUUCAUGUGUAUUUAUCCUUCCAGUGGGGCUGUGUGCAUAGUUGACCUGUGUUAUGGUAUGUCAUUCUUAUUUGCUUUAGAAGAUGAUAAAGCAAUAAUUCAGCCAAUUUUCUUUGAAACUUGAUAUGUAUAUAUGUUUCUAUGUUAAAGGACAGGAGGAAAGAUGUGUGAAUAGUUUGUUUUGAAGCAUCCAAUCACCUCAGGUUAUCUUAUCCCUAUCCAAGCCUUUUAAAAAUUUUAAUUGUCACCCUUGUAUAUAUUUUCCUGGUUUCUUUUCGUUUGAGCUCUGAUUUCUGUGGGGUGACCUUUGGCCCUUGGCCUCAAGGGUUUAUAAAUUGCAGCCCAAACAGCAGUGCCUUUACCACUCAAACAUCAGAAUCUUUUCUUCAAGCAUCUUUUUUGAACACAACCUGAGCUUCCAGAAUGGAGGAGCCGUUCAAAAUUGGCCUCAGAACAAAUGCAUGAGUGAGGGGUAGACUUUGCUUUUUCUCACCUCAUCCCCACCCCCUCAGCUCCACCUGACCAAGUACUUUUUCUAGUCCAAAUGCAGGUCUUGCUAAAAGCCCUUCUCUGGAAGGGAGCUCCCAGGCCAGGGACUCUGGACAGAAGUGCUGGACACUUGGUGAUGAAGUGUAAGGCUUGCUUUGCCUCUUUUUUUCUUGCUAGCUAUGAGCUCAUUCUCAGAAUCUUCAAUACCUCUGGGGGCUCCAGAUGCUGUCUACUCUGUCCUUCUUUUUGGAAAUCCUCGACACCAGCCUCCUCCACCUCUGAGCACAAGGCUCCAGCAAACAUCCCAGAUAUGCUUGGCUGGCCACUUGCCGUGCCUGGAGUUUCCAUAACCUUCAUGCCAACCUUGCUGGGGAGACACCCAUCAGUGAGAUGCUUGGGCAGUUCAUAGGGCAGCCUGUGAUUGCUACGGGCCCUGGGGAUGAGUUUCCUGAUUGGUCCAUGCACAGCACUGGCUGGAUGUGGAAGUGGGGGGGCACAUGUGCCCCUCUUCCUGACUUCCCAAGAGGUUCAAAUCUUUCUUGGUAAAUCCAUUGUUUGCAGGUGGUAACCAAACAUGCUUCUGUUUUGUCUCUCCAUUUGUCUCUCCAUCUCAUCUUUCUCCUUCAUUUCCUUUUACCAUCUCCUGUCUCUUGGGGAUGGAAUGGGGGUUGGAUAGCAAUCCCCUGUUUUUCCAGGUCAAGACAGACACCUGUGCCCUGGUGCCUGGGUGUGGUUCAGCACUGCGGACAGCGACUGCAGCCCCAGCCACUCCAACCCCCACCCUCUACCCAACCCUGAGUCUUUUUGGCUGAGCUUUGGCUACCAAUGGCCACUUGCUGAAUGAACCCUGUCACCCACCCAACCUUUUGCAAUUGGAAGCUCCAAGGGUCUGUGUUUGAGAAUUUGGUCCUGAUUGAUAAUAGUUUGUAUUCUCUUCAUUCCCAUCAGUUUUCUGUGGCCAUUUGAGGAUUUAGUUCCUCCAGGAACUGCUGUAGUUGAUUUUUUAAAAAAUCUAGCUCAUGUUUUAUAACAAUUUUGAUGUAGUGGACUUGCAAGUCAGUAGGACCCCCUGUAAAACACACUUCUUGUGUUUUGACCCUGACUUCUCUUGGCUGUUGUCUUCCUCUCCUUCAGGUGGCAAGGCCCCUUCGUGCCAUUUUGGAUAGUAAGAAAUGCCCUGCCCUUAAGUAUAUUGAUACUCACCAUUGCAAAACUCUCAAUUCUUAAUUAGUCAUGUUUUAGCACAAGUAUACCUGACAGGAAAGAAAAACACUUGAAAAUGAGAUUAACCUUGGAGGUCUUUUGCCUAACCUCCAUACCUUGAUUGGCAGUAAAUAUCCAUUUAAUUCUGUGUUGCUUAGGAUAUACAAAGUCCACCCCCACCCCUUGAAACUGACUAGGGCAAGCCCUGAAGAUCCUAUUCACCUCCUGUUAUUUUUUACAACCUCAUUUCCUCUAGCACAGAGCAGACAAUCACAGUGGGUCAGGAGCAGCCCUCUUAAUGCUGGCUCCCCAUGGCUUCUGAGUUCUUCUUAUGAUCAGUGCAGUGAAGUUAGAAGUGACUAAUGCUCAGGAGCCUGUGCAGGUAGAUGGGCACAUGGGUUAUUUAUUUCUCCUUUUUUAAAAACUGGGUGAGUUCUUUGGAGCUAAGCAAGGGGUUGUGUACUAAUUUCUUGAGUUUGCCUGCAGUCUCCUUUGGAAAUCUGUCUCCUUUUAAACUAACUUACUAUGCCUUAAUCAUCUGUGUGCAGUGAAGUCACCUGCCCCCCAUCACCCCUCCUCUCCUAGAGCUUUGGCUCUCCUUACUUGAGAGUCUUCUGCAGAAUGCAAAUUCCUAUGUAAGGACAAUCUCUCUCCUGCCUUUGCACAUCAGCAUUUUGGCAGCUGGUCUUUUGAUAAGUCUGUAUCUUUUUCCCCUUCAGUAGAUAUACCCUUCUUCAUGGUCCCUUGCCUAAUGAAACAGAGGCCUUUGGCCUGUGAAAUUCCAUGGCAAGACCUCAAAAAUCGGUGUUGUGGAGCAUUACUCAGUGCCACCAGAGAAAUUCUGGUGAGAGAGAAACCUCAUGGUAUUGGGGAUGUUGGAAGUUUUGAGUGGAGCUGUGCUGACUGCUUCAGGUUGUCUAGGAUUCAAGGAAAGGACCAUCAGAUGGGUAUGUUUUUCAGAGGAAUGAGCCAAGCCAUAGGCUUUCAGACAAACCUGUUUUCCUUUGUGCAUCCCAGAAGUGAGAAGAGCUUUAGAGUGUUGCUAAGGAAGGAAGACAGAAAUCAGCAUAAGCCUGAGGCCCUAAACCUCAGAGGCUGAGCAAGGGAUUUGGAAAACCUUAGCAUGAUUUUCCUAAAGGAGACCUCAGUUACUCCCCCCUGGUGCUGAUAGCUGCCUUGUUGACCUACACUUUUACAUUUUUCAUCAUGAUGACCCCAGACUGCUCCUGGAACUAGGCAUAAUUUCAAAGCUAAAAAUCCCUCUUUCCAAUUUAGUUGUUUAAGCUGUGGCAAGUCCCUGCAGUGAUGGAGAGAGAUCCUGUAGCCUCUGAAUGUGCCCUUCCCUCCAUCAUGUGUUAAAACAUGAAAGCAAAAGUCUCUUGGUAUCAUGAUUCCAUGGGUCAGAAGGAACAGCAUUGAGAUGGAGGGAGCCACUGGAAGUAGGCAGGACCCUUUCCACAUCUAGAAGGGGAUCUGCCUUGGGCUCAAUCCCCUUUGCAGUUGUGGACCCCUGCUCUGUGCUGAGAAGCUGCUAGGAGUCAGCCUGUUGGAAUUCCAAGCAGGCCAAGGCUCUGGAAGCCUAGGCCACAUAAAAAGCCAGGAAGCAAGAAUGUGCUGGGUUUUUACCAGCCUGUGUAUCCCUUUGCCCCCCCCCACCCCCCUAGAAUUUUCUUUCUUUCAUCUGGGUUGGCUACUGCAAGAAGAGGAGCAAGAAGCCAGGCUCCCUGCUCUGGAAAAUCAGCCUGAGGUUUCUUGCAAUUGCACCCGUGAAACUGACACCCCUUGCCCCCCAUGAAUCUCCGUAAAUUGUUGCCCUUGCACCUGUGCUGUAACAGCUUCAUGCCUCAGACUGCCACUUCCUUGACAAUCCCUGGUGGCCUCACGCCAGCUAAAAAUUAUUUUGUCUAAAGAAGAAUUUGAGUUUUUUAAUGAUCUCGUUCCACAUAGCCUUAUAAAUCCUGUACAUAGGGGGCUCACAAAAGUAAUAUAUUGUGUUAUGGAAGAUAUUUUGUACUGUGUCGUUUGUUAAAUCAUACCAAUAUUCUAAAAGUCAUGCACUUCCUAGAUGAUUAUGAUCCUUGAAAUGCUUGGUAAGAUUGGGGGAUGGUGGGAAUAUAUAUAAAAAUAGUAUAUAUUUUCCUAACCUUUCUUCUAGGUCCCUCCUCAGAUAUUUGAGUCAGGACAGAAAAGGAACUCAUUUUCUGUGCAUAGGAAAGUUAAGCUUCCUGCCUGCGGUGUUCUUGCAAUUGCCUUAUGAAUUCACAAACUCUAGGAGUUCUGAAUGGAAGGCAGAUGAGAGGCACUUUAUUCAAUCCCAGAAAGAAUCUCUAACCGUGUGACUGAGAAUUCAUCUAGAAAAACCUAUAUUUUUAACGUUAAAAAAAAUGGGGCUUCCUGGACCUCACAGAGUAUUGGAUGUCUACAAGUGCUUUUAUAUUUUGUAAAUGUAAAGAAGUUUCAUAUGCACAGAAGAGCAGUUGGAAAUCUGAUCAACUGCAAUUAAACAAGAUGACUUUUGCAUGUACAAAGAUGUUGCAUUCAGACUAAGAAUAGCAAAUAAAGCUUUGAUGCAAGUUGCAUUGGAGAA